AUGGUAGCUAAGAACAACCAAAUUCCAAAUGAUCACCUUCGUAAAUACUGGUAUCACCGCGUAAAGACAUACUUCGAUGAUCCAGCUCGCGCUCAACGCCGCCGUAAUGCUCGUAACCUUAAGGCCAAGAAUAUUGCCCCACGUCCAGCUGAGGGACCACUCCGCCCAGUUGUUCGUUGCCCAACAGUUCGUUACAACAUGAAGGUUCGCCUUGGUCGUGGUUUCACACCAAAGGAACUUGUUGCUGCCGGAUUUGAUCCAGCUCUUGCCAGAUUCCAAGGCAUUGCCGUCGAUACUCGCCGUGCUCACUCUAAGGAUGCCAUGGUCAAGCAGAACGUUGAGCGCCUUGUCGCUUACAAGUCCCGCCUUAUCAAGGUCAAGAAGGGCGAGACAGCUGAACAAGUUAACGAUGCUGCUCUCUUCGCUCUUCCAAAGGCACAGAACGAAAUCAAGUUCCGUGUUAUCAAGGCUGAAGAGGCCAAGAAGGAUCUCUUCAAGGAGAAGACAGAUAAGCUCAAGGCUUUCCGCGAGGCUAAGAAGGAAAAGGCCGCUGCUAAGCACAAGAAAUAA
This is a messenger RNA of Trichomonas vaginalis G3, 570 nucleotides long. RefSeq names its product structural constituent of ribosome. Gene Ontology annotation, molecular function: structural constituent of ribosome; RNA binding. Bases 1 to 570 code for a protein of 189 amino acids. The transcript has a single exon. Gene Ontology annotation, cellular component: ribosome; cytosolic large ribosomal subunit. Gene Ontology annotation, biological process: translation. NCBI's taxonomy places the organism in Eukaryota, Parabasalia, Trichomonadida, Trichomonadidae. The record is from RefSeq and is a predicted model, not a curated record.